Molecule: messenger RNA, 470 nt
Organism: Uranotaenia lowii
Lineage: Eukaryota; Metazoa; Arthropoda; Insecta; Diptera; Culicidae
Gene: COX7AL2
Product: cytochrome c oxidase subunit 7A1, mitochondrial
Exons: 3
Coding region: 167-394 (75 amino acids)
Biological process (GO): mitochondrial electron transport, cytochrome c to oxygen; regulation of oxidative phosphorylation; mitochondrial respirasome assembly
Source: RefSeq, a predicted model, not a curated record
AGUACCAGUAAUGACAUGCCUGUAGCGAGCGAGCUGCAAAUAGUGCAUUUCGAUCAUUCCCCUGAUCGACCGUGAACAGUUUAGUGUCAUCGAUUUACUGUCGUACUGUGGAAGCCUGAAGGAUACGAAUUCCUGAUUCGUUGGAAAACCUACUGCAAAUCUUACCAUGGGAGGACACGCUGAGCCUAAAGUUCACAUCUCGAACAAUCUGCCCGAAUCGCUGGUCAAAAAAAUGAAAACUUUCCAGGCUCACAACGAUAUUCCCGUAUUUUUGAAGGGCGGACCAGCCGAUAAAGUGCUCUUUAUGACCACGGCAGCCCUGUGCGGUGUCGGUAUCAUCGGCAUCCUGCGGUUUAUCUACUCGGCUGGAUUUGCCACCAAAAAGCCAGAAUAAUGGGUGGCAAAUUUUCGAAGAGGUCAAUGAGUACUGAUUACUAUGUAAAAGAUAAAUAAAAUUUUAUUUUUCAAAA